Messenger RNA from Fusarium mangiferae, 1905 nucleotides. RefSeq lists its product as uncharacterized. The coding region runs from base 1 to 1905 and encodes 634 amino acids. Gene Ontology annotation, molecular function: metal ion binding. The record is from RefSeq and is a predicted model, not a curated record. Lineage: Eukaryota; Fungi; Ascomycota; Sordariomycetes; Hypocreales; Nectriaceae. The transcript is spliced from 4 exons.
AUGACUUUGUGUAAAUUUUUUCAGCAGGGCAACUGCAAAUUUGGCAAUAGUUGCAGAUUCGAACAUGUAAACCCAAACAAUCGAAAUCAACCCUCGAACCGCUUUGGAGCUCUUGGAGGAGGGAGCAAUCAAAACCCUGCUGACAAAUACAACAUUACUAUCGACACCAUCGAAAAGGAUUUGACGAACGAAGUUCCGCAAUGGAUCCUCUCGGCCUAUGCGCCAGGGCGAGAUGCUCCUGGUCAGCUCUUUGGCGGAUAUCCGCGCGAACAGAGCUUUGAAGAGCUGCGGCUACACUUCAUGAUGGGAAAAGCGUCGGGGAACGAACAGCAAGCUCUUAACGAAGCCCAAGAGCUAUAUGCCCAAGCACAGCAACAAAUGCAGACCGCUCUGCGCGACGUUAAAGGAGCAAUUCAGUUUAUCGUAGGCGAAGAAAAUAAUCACCCGAAUCGGCACGAUAUUUGCAAACAGGGAACCCAAGGAGCUCCCUUUGGCGAAUUUCUCGUUGGGAAGCGACCCAAGUCGACAAUCGCCGAUACUGGCGCUCAGCCAACCCCGUUCGGGUCCAACAACACCAAUGCUUCAAGUCCUUUUGGUGGUGGCGCACCGACCGGUGGAAGCGCCUUUGGGCAGCCAUCGACUCUCGGCGCGAAACCAAGCGCGUUUGGUGCACCGUCGUUUGGUCAACCAUCGCAGCCAGCUCAAGGAGGAGGCUCGGUCUUUGGUCAGCCAUCGCAACCUUCAGCGUUCGGACAACCAUCACAGUUGGGUCAAACCGCCUCAGCAUUCGGCAAGCCAGCGCAAGCCUCAACCUUUGGCCAGCCGUCACAGCCAGGCUCUGCUUUUGGCCAACCUUCAGCUUUAGGCGCAAAGCCCAACCCGUUUGGCACACCAGCCUUUGGACAGCCUUCGCAACCAAAUGCCCAAGGCAAUGUCUUCGGCCAACCGUCACAGCCAAAUACACAAGGCAGCGCAUUCGGUCAACCGUCACAGAUAAAUGCGCAGGGCAGUGCCUUUGGCCAAGCCAGCCAACUUGGCCAGAAACCGAGUCCCUUCGGAGCACCAAGUGGAACGAACAACAGCUCUAGCCCAUUCGGUGCCGUCGCAAAUAACAAUAGUGCCCCUGCAGCGAACCCAUUUGGUGCUCCGAGUGGUAGCGCAACAGCCAGUCAGCCUGCCAAUCCUUUCGGAUCCAACAAUAAUAACCAGAACAAUGCCCCGGCGAAUCCGUUUGGACAGCCCUCACAGCCUGCUCAGGGAAGCUCGCCAUUUGGCCAACCUUCCAAUGCUGCAGCACCGGCAACGUCAACACCAUUUGGUGCAUCUAACGCGACCUCAAAUCCACCCACAAACAGUCCAUUUGGCCAACCUUCACGGACUCAGUCGAAUGGUUUUGCAUCGCAGAAUAACCAACCACCAGCGAGCAAUUCAUUUGGUCAACCCUCGCAGCAGAAACCAGCGAAUCCUUUUGGUCAACCCUCCAACGCUGCACCAGCUGCCGCGAACCCGUUUGCUACAACACAGGCUCAAAAACCCCCAGCGGCAGCAGCAGCAGCGACAGCCGCCACUUCGACAGGCCCAUAUCCACCGACCAGCAGUAGACAACAUCCACCAAUCGAGAGCUAUAGCUCAAAAGGCAUGGAUGGUCGGCUAUCAAUGUUCAAGGGCAAAUCAGUUAUUUACAAGGAUGGCAAGCCCGGAAUCCGAGAAUUUGAUGGGACCUGGCGACGGAUUUGGUUCCCAGAUGGUCCUCCGGCAUUCUCAGCGGAUACAGAAUUGCCCCCUGAGAUGUACGACGACAAGUCCAAGGCUCAGUGGAUGGCCUUCGCACAGACUGGGACCUUUGAGGGUGGCCUGAUGCCCGAACUCCCGCCUCCCCGAGAAUGUACACUAUGGGACUUCUAG